Molecule: messenger RNA, 1377 nt
Organism: Alternaria incomplexa
Lineage: Eukaryota; Fungi; Ascomycota; Dothideomycetes; Pleosporales; Pleosporaceae
Exons: 1
Coding region: 1-1377 (458 amino acids)
Source: RefSeq, a predicted model, not a curated record
AUGGCCAAUCUUCUCGAUCUUCCCGUUGAAGUAUUCCAGAUGAUCACCCACGACCUAGUCAGCAGUGCGAUCGGCAACGUCACCGUCCCUUACCAGAAAUCUCGUAUUAACGACGUCUGGAAGCUGAGAGCUGUUUGCCGUACCUUUGCUGCAGAGAUCGAGCGCAAUGUUUUCUCUCAGCAGCCAAAAGAGUCGUACUAUGACUGCUACGUUCUUCGGCGCCUUGUCAUGAAGCGUCUGCCUCAAUACAUGAUGCAAGUCAAACGAGUACCCGGCAAUAUCAACGAAGACUUUCAGGCACGAUUACAGCGUAUGACCAGCUACAUUCUGCAAAAGCUUGACAUCAAGGAUGAGAAGCAACGCGCAGAUCUCAUGGAAAAGUUCUAUCUUUGCUUGGGUAGGAUUAUCGACGAGUACCGAUUGAGGCAUGCCUUGUGGUGCAACUGCGGUCCCUCGUGUUUCCACGUCAAUCAGAAUCAGCAAAACACCGAGCUGUGUGUACAGGAUAGAUUUUGUUCAGCUCUGAUGGUCGAAGCUCAUGAUGUUCUUGCUGGUGUUCUCGCAGAACUCAGUAGUACGGAGAGAGAUACCUUCUUCGGUGUAUUACCUUUCUACAUCGCUCGAACUCUAGGUGACACCAAGUCGAUCGACAUUAUCCUCCGUUAUCUCGAAACACGGCCGUCGCCGGUGCAGGUUGCUCUUACGAAUAAUGACGGCAUAUUUUGCAUACAGACCAUCAUUUACACAACGCUGGCCAGCGACAGCGGUACAACUGCUCAAACACUACUCGACUACUACAAGAAGAACCUACCUCCUCCUGAGAGGCACAUCUACAACGGAUGGGUGCGCAGCGCUACCAAUCAGCGUUCUACCCAAAACCUCCACAACCUAAGGGCCGUCCUCGAUUUUAAUCCUGGGGGCAGGACACGGAUCUUACGCGAGACGAUUCUCACUGUGUGCGCCUGCGGCAGUCAUGAGGAUGUCCAAGAAGUCCUCAAGCGCGUUGAAGACGUGGACAAGGGAACAGUGCUGAACGCUCCCAUCUUUAUCGCUGUUCGAUCCGGUCGCAUCGCCGCUGUACAGGGUUGCAUCCAGGCAGGUGCUAAUGUGGACCUCGCCGUACCUUCAAACAUCCCAACACUCCACAAAGACACUAUCACGCCCCUCGACGUCGCUAUGAAUCGGAACGAUGGCUAUAUUGCGGAAGUCCUCAUCAAGGCUGGCGCAACAAUCCCGCACAUAUCGCAGUGGCCAGGGACUAGGCGCGUGUACAAGGUGUUGCGCAAGGCCGUCUCGGAACGCACUAAAGUCAAGCUGCCGGAUCUGAGGAAGUUUCAACAUAUGAGCCUGGCAGAACGCAAGGAUAUACAGUAUUAG